CGUACACAAAUCUACUCGACUGUUGACGUGUGCGUUGCACAAAAAUCCACUUGUUUUCAGUUUCACAAUAAAACAGGCUAAAGGUAUUAUUCUAUAGACCGAGGGUAUGUUUUGUGGAUUGUGUUUUGAAACAUAAAAGGAAAAUGGAGACAUUGUACCAUCAAACAAAUAAGCAAAUCCAGGAGGUGCAGUCGCUCAUGGGACGCCUGGAGAACACAGAUCGUCAGUCUGUCCACUAAUUUGGCAGUACGUCCAACUGGCCUCACAACCGCAGACCACAUGUAACCAGGCCAGCCAAGGACCUUCACAUCUGGCUUCUUCACCUGCAGGAUUGUCUGAACCCUGCCACCCAGACAGCUGAUGAAACUAUGGGUUUGCACAACCGCAGAAUUUCUGCACAAGCUGUCAGAAACCGUAUCAGGGAAGCUCGUCGCCCUCACCAGGGUCUUGACCUGACUGCAGUUCAGCGUCGUAACCGACUUCAGUGGGCAAAUGCUCACCUUCAAUGGCCACUGGCCAAGUCUGCUCUUCACAGAUUAAUACCGGUUUCAGCUGUACUGGGCAGAUUGCAGAAGUGUUGGAGAACGAUCUGCAGGCCAGAAUCGACCAGAUCUUCAGCCAUUUGGAACGUAUGGAAAUCCUGGCCGGCAAAGAACCGCCAAACCGCCGUCAGAACGUCAAACUGCGGGUAGACCAGCUGAAGUAUGAUGUUCAGCACCUCCAGACAGCGCUGAGGAACUUCCAGCACCGUCGCUACUCACGAGGGACCCAGGACCGAGAGAGGGAGGAGCUCAUGAGUCGUACCUUCACCACCAACGAUGCAGACACCUCCAUCCCCAUAGACGAGACGUUGCAGUUAAACUCCAACCUGAACAACGCACACAGAGGCAUGGACGACCUCCUGGGCAGCGGCAGCAGCAUCCUCACCGGACUCCGGGACCAGAGGGACACGCUCAAGGGGACCCACAAGAAGAUGCUGGAUGUGGCCAACAUGCUGGGUCUGUCCAACACGGUGAUGAGGCUGAUCGAGAAGAGGGCCACCCAGGAUAAGUUCGUCAUGAUUGGAGGGAUGCUGCUCACCUGUGUGGUCAUAUUCCUGGUGGUCAAGUACCUGGGCUGACCAUGACGGCGUCCGCAACCACAGUUUUGCGUUGGUCUUGGACAUUUUUGCACAGUAAGCCCAUAAGAUACGUGAACGGUGAUAAAAUAGGCUCGUCUUCUAAUCGGAGAGCUCCCUGAAAGUAUUGGUUCCCAUCGGAAGGCGAGGAAUUAUCCAUCUUUUAACUUCCAUAGGUUUUGCCACCCACUUCUAUUUCAACCACUCUUUGUUUGCACCAGUAAAAUGGGUGCUAAGCAAGACAUACACCCCGAGUGUACAAAACAUUAAGGACACCUUCCUAAUGUUGAGUUGCACCUUUUGCCCUCAGAACAGCCUCAAUUCAUCUGGGCAUGGACACUACAAGGUGUUGAAAGUAUUCCACAGGGAUGCUGGCCCAUGUUGAUUCCAAUGCUUCUCACAGUUGUCAAGCUGGCUAGAUGUCCUUUGGGCGGUGGACCAUUAGUGAUACACAUGGGAAACUGUUGAGUGUGAAAAGCCCAGCAGCAUUGCAGUUCGACACAAACCGGGGGCGCCUGGCACCUACUACCAUACCCUGUUCAAAGGCACUUUUCUGUCUUGCCCAUUCACCCUAUGAAUGACACACAUACACAAUCCAUGUCUCAAGGCUUACAUUUAAAAAAAAAAAAACAUAUCCUCCAUGUAUAGUGCUUGAAGUGAAUUUAGCAAGUGACAUCAAUAAGGGAUCAUAGCUUUCACCUGGUCGGUCUGUUAUGGAAAGAGCAGGUGUCCUUAAAGUAUAGGCACUGAGUGCAAAACAUACAUUUUUACUUCAAACUGAAUGUGGAACCUUGCAACCAUAAUUCCAGCUCACUGACACCUGCCGGUCAUCCACCCGACAGCCUGUGUGAAGCUGUAGGUGGGUGAGAAGGACAUUUCAAUAUGACUGGUCACCUUUUCUUUCAAACCAAUUCUCCACUUGCUUGCCUUAGUCUCCCCUAUAAUGAGUUCUCCGUUACCUUGUGGAUGGCAUUCAUUGUGGUUUUAUUUGAAGCAUAAUUUUUACUGUUUGCUGCCAUUGUUCCUAAAUGAGGAUGAUUUUAGAAAUGGACAGAAAAAUAGUUAUCUGGAAAUGGAUGAAAAGCUGAUGUUUUACCUUACCUCAUCACACUGUCUGGAGAAUACUUAUGCCAGAUGAAUCAAUACAUGUAUUUAGUCCAGUUAACAGGGACCUGUUAACUGUUUCACAAAAACGUGUUUUGUGAAACUAUCUGAACACUUUCAAAAUGUUAAUUAUCUGGACAUUUUCUUGGCCCUAGUCUCACUAUGUUAGUGCAACCAAGGCUCAAAUUGUAAUUCUCUGGAGAUAAUUUUUUAAAGCAUUUUAAAACGUGUCUUAAUCUGUC
Molecule: messenger RNA, 2463 nt
Organism: Oncorhynchus kisutch (coho salmon)
Lineage: Eukaryota; Metazoa; Chordata; Actinopteri; Salmoniformes; Salmonidae
Product: Golgi SNAP receptor complex member 2-like
Exons: 7
Coding region: 506-1120 (204 amino acids)
Biological process (GO): vesicle fusion; intra-Golgi vesicle-mediated transport
Cellular component (GO): late endosome membrane; ER to Golgi transport vesicle membrane; Golgi apparatus
Molecular function (GO): SNARE binding; SNAP receptor activity
Source: RefSeq, a predicted model, not a curated record